AGUGCGAGAAGAACGGGGUCCAGGCAAGGCAUAGCAAUAUUCAUAUUUAGCAACAACAACAACCUUUACGAAAAUGAUUAUUCCGUGAUGAAAGAGUGGUGAAAUGUGUGGCAGCUUUACCCAAAGACACGGAUGAAAGCACUGGACUGUGAUAUACAGGAUGUGGCCGCGCUCCUCUGGAUCUAUGACAGACGAUGAAGAAGGGGCAGACCUUGUGAAUCCUCCUCUUACCUCCAUUUACUGGCUGAAUCCCAUAUUUUCCCGUUGAAACGCUGAAGUGUUGAAUUGCUCAAAAUAAUGUAGCAAGCGGCUCAGCCUUUAUUUGAGCUCUUUGAAACCCCAUGGGUUUGGUGCAUUGUCUCUUCAGCUUGUCAUUUUGGAUGGGGUUGAGCGCCACACUUCAGUUCACACUCAUUUGUAAAUUAUUAGACCAAUGUGCUGUGUUUGCCCCCUGUCAGUUACCCCAGCUGUGCAAUCACUUCAGCUUUCUGUUGUAUGUUUGAAGUGAUUUGAUCCUUUCAGGAGGAUGAACGGCUCUCUUUUAACCCCGCCCAGCCCGAGGGCGGCAAACUCCUCCCCUUUACCUCCCUCACCCUCCCCAUCUCCGUCUCCACCGUCCCCGUCUUUGCUCCCCCUGUCCCCCCGGCCGCCUCCUCUCCCGCCUCUGGUGAGCCCUCCACCCCAGGCUCACCCGUCCUCCCUCUCAGACACCCCCACGCCCUCCCCUUCACCUUGCCUGAGCUGGACCGAAUUCUGUGAGCUCCACGCCCGCGUUGCGGCCGGCGACUUUGCACGCCACUUUCGGGCUUUCCUCCAGGAAAACCCCCACUACUCACCAGAUUCAGCAGCUGCCUUCUGCCGGCGCUUCACCGACCGAUUCGUUCGUCACUUCCAGAGUGAGCUGGAGGGGGCGCUCCCGCCGAGCUGUGCUUCUGGCAGGGACGAAAUGGUGAGCUGGGCUCCCCAGUCAGAUGUUACUUCCCUUGAAGAGGAGGCGGUGUCACCCCUGUCAGCAACCGGGGGAGCCGUUCUCCCGUGUCCCCCGACUAACAUGACACGGACUUUAUCCAAGCCUGCACCGACACGGCUGGUGCUGGAGAACCGCAGCGGGGACAGGUUUCAAGAUUCGUACGCCCACGGCCACGUCCUGCCGCCAUCGUCCUCAUCGUCAUGCUGCUCCUCAGUGGGAGGGAACAACGGGAGGCGUGAAGAGAGAGGAGCCAUGGUUGCCCCUGGGAACGGGGAGACACCGGUCGAGGAAGAGGAGGACAGCUGGCUCGGGGUGUCGUCUGUUGGGGAGGAUGUUGAGCCAGAAGAGCGGGAAGCAGAGUCCACAGAGGUGGACGGUGCUGACCCCUCCCACACUCCUCAGAUUCCACCUUCCUCAUCCUCCGUCACUCCUCCGCCCGACUCCAAAGGUAACAGCACGCCCAACUCCUCCAAAAACAAACUGAAGAAGCGCUUCUCGCUGCGGAGUGUGGGGCGCAGUGUGCGGGGGAGCGUCCGGGGGAUCCUGCACUGGAGAAGCUCCUCCAGUGACUCGGCCCAGAGCCAGCUGCCCUCCAGCUACAGCUACACCAUGGGUGUGCAGGACGCUAGUUUGGGUUCAACCUCCAAGAGGAACUCUGGUACACAGCCUCCCACCCCCACCUCCUCCAUGCCUGUCUCUCUGUCCAUGCCCCUGUCCCUCCCCCACUCCUCCUCCUCCUCUCUGCCUCCCUCGUCUUCUAGCAGCGCCACCUCUCUGUCUCUGUCGGAGGCCGCCCGGGAUCGCCGGCGGAGCAACGGCGAAGGAGGCGAGAAGGAGAAGUGGAGUCAUCGCCUGGAGAAGCUCAGACUGUCACGAUCCCCUCCCCCUGUCCUCACCCCCUCCGCCGCCGGCUCUCACUCCACCUCCUCCACGCUGCCUCCGAGCAGCGCUGCCGCGGCUGCCAUGGGACCUCCAAGGAAGGUGGGCAGGCUGGUGAGGGAGGGGGGCGUGAGCGUCAGCUCAUCCAACGACGAGUUAAGCGGCAGCCACGGCUUCUCCGGCUUCUCGUUCGGUCUGCUGCACCACGGCGCGGACAACAACAACGCCGCCUCAGCUUCAUCUGCGACGGCUCAGGCUGGUCCGGUGCAGCCUCUGGCCAGCGGAGGGAACGUGCCCUGGAGAGGAGGUCGCUGGCAUAAGUGUCGUCUGGUCCUCAGAGAGCGGGACAGAGAGGGUGGCGAGCGGGGAGAGGAGUACUACCUGGAAUUCUUCAUUCCACCCAAGUCGUCGAAGCCCCGGCUGACUGUCCCCUGCUGCUCAAUCGUGGAUGUGAGGAGCACCACGGCGCUGGAGGUCCCCGACAAGGAGAACACCUUUCUGCUGCAGCUCGACGGCUCGGCGCAGUAUGUGAUCGAGACACGAGACGCUGUUCAGAUGAGAGCCUGGCUGAGUGACAUCAGGAACGGCAUCUGUCUCAGUGAACAGGAAGAUGCUGAAGGUGUGUGUGGGGGCCCGUUAGACAUCAGUGGAACUCCUGAGAUCGUUGACCGUCUUUCACAAGUGUGUUACGGAGGCAUCGGAGGCUCCUCACCUCUGAUGGAUCCUCUCCCGCCGGAGCUGCCGCCUCGUGCUCCUCUCGACGAACCAGACGGCCGGAUUCUCGGGGGAGGCGGAGCUAGUCUGGGCACACCUUUCGCCGAGACGCCAGAUGCCACAGGGUCCUUCCUGUUCUCUGAGGUGACGUCUGCCGAGACGGUGGAGCACCCCCUCAGCGAGUGUCAGUGGUUUCACGGCACCCUGUCCCGCCUCAAAGCUGCUCAGCUGGUGCUGGCCGGAGGCCCGGCGAGCCACGGCGUCUUUCUGGUUCGCCAGAGCGAGACGCGGCGCGGAGAAUAUGUCCUCACCUUUAACUUCCAGGGCAAAGCCAAGCACCUGCGUCUGUCGCUGAACGAGGACGGUCAGUGUCGAGUGCAGCACCUCUGGUUCCAGUCCAUCUUCGACAUGUUGGAGCACUUCCGGGUGCACCCGAUCCCCCUGGAGUCUGGCGGCGCCUCGGACGUCACGCUCAUCAGCUUCGUGGGUGCCACCGCCGUUCGCCAGCCAGACUUGACCAGCAGACCCCGUAGCCCUCCUCAGCCUCCUCCCCUGCCGCCGGGCCGGCCGCCGCCCCCGACUCCACCCCAGGAGAGAGGAAGUGAGACGGAGCAGGCAGGGGGAGGAGGAGCGACUGUGGUGACAAUGGCAGCAACAGGAGGAGGCGGAGGAGGAGGAGGAGCAGCAGGAGGAGGAGGAGGAGGAGGAGGAGGAGGAAGCGGCGGCAGUGGAGGUGGUAGUGGAGGAGGAGUGGAGGACUGGGAGGAGAGGGACAGGGACACUCCUCUCCGCCAACUAGAAGCUGUGGAGGGAGAAGAGAGGGAUGGAGCGAGGGCGCCCCGAGCCAUCGAUAACCAGUACUCCUUCUUCUGAUGAAGGGAAGGCCAGGAGGGGGAGGAGGGAGUGUGCGUGUGUGUGUGUGUGUGUGUGUGUGUGCGUGCGUGCGUGCGUGCGUGCGUGGGUGUGUGUGCGCGCGUGCGUGUGUGUGAGAGCGAAAGUGAGAUCGGAUGAGGCGGCGUACAUCAUAGCCAUUCAUAACCAGUAUUUUUAUUUUGUUAGCAAGAUGGAGGAGAAGAGGAGGAGGAGGAGGAGGAGGAGGUGUAAAAGUACUAACACUAUGCGAGCAGAUGGAGAGACGAGCGAGAGCAGCUUUACGACACUAACCUAGCGGUACAUUACUUUUAUUGUUCUAGUCAGAUAAGCUUUGUUUUUGCCGGUACGCCUCACAGCCGGCUCUUUCCUGUCAGUGAACAGCAGCGAGAGCUCGAGCCCUGUGAAGCCAGCAGCCCCGAUACCUCACCGUGGUCCUGCCGAGACAGCACACGCUAACCAGAGGCCAAACAUACUCUACAGACAACUCUACUGUGGCAGGUUAGACCCCAGACGUCACCUUCACCGCUCGACAGCGUCACAGCAACCGCCAUUUAAAUAAGAACCAAACUCUACGCUGACGUAAACGUUCCUCGUGUAGACAAUUAAAAGGCUAGUUGUGGUUAUUUGACGUGCAGUUCUGUGAGGUCACGUACAGUCAGCGUGUUACCUGCAGUUCAUUCAGGCUACUGGACGGACAAACUGAGACCUUUGCAAACGAUGACGUAGACACCCACGGUCUCUCCUGAUUGGCUCUCGUCAGCCUGGACUACCAGUGGUGAAUAUGGAAACCGUUGAUUUAGAAUAUAUUCAGCUCUUUAUCUUCCCGCCAAAACAAAAUGAAGUUGAGCUCUUCCUGAUUCACUCAGCUGACCUGCUGCUGCGGCCUAAUACAGUGCGUGCUGAAGGUGUGCUUGUGUGUAGGUUGUAGGAAGUUCAGCGGUUGAGAAAAAGGGAAGUGCAGUUUUCACAGGAAGAUAAAGCGCUUUAUAUUCUACAUGAAGAUUCAUCUAAACAGAUAUUGGAUUGUUUCGGUGCACGUUUUGAAAAGUGUCUAAAACGGGUGUUUUCUUCUGGCCCCGCCCACAGCAGCUCAUCACUCUGCUAGUGCAGCGGUCCUCCUGCUGCUUCCUAACUGAACCUCCCGCAGGAAACACUCUGACUGGACACGACGACCUCACACAACCCCACGUCAAACAACCACACCUGUACCUUUAAAGUCAGGAUGACAUCAGCACAUGAUCACGGUCGUGUGUUAGAGCUGCGACACCAAACUGACGGAAAAUGUGAAUUUAAAAUCAACAUGAAACACAAGGUGUGAUUGAAUGUAUAAAGAUAUUAACACUAAUGACGUGAUGUUGUUUUCCACGUGUUGACUGCUUCAGGAGCAGCAGCUGUUUAAAGUUCACACUCGUUCUAACGUCAGUGUUAUUAAACUAGUUCUAACUAGUAGUCACCCAGUAUUUACACCCAGUAACUGCUGCGGUGGAAAGUAACUAAGUACUGUACUCGAGUACAGUUUUGAGGUACUUGUAUUUUACUUGAGUAGUUUCAUUUUAUGCCACUUUUACUCCAUAACAUUUCAAACCAGAGUUACUGGUUACUUUACAAAUUCAGACUGUAAAUAAAAAAAAAACAA
Seriola dumerili (greater amberjack) is the source of this 5072-nucleotide messenger RNA. It is a transcript of the gene sh2b1, whose product is annotated as SH2B adaptor protein 1. Gene Ontology annotation, cellular component: plasma membrane. The record is from RefSeq and is a predicted model, not a curated record. The coding region runs from base 527 to 3436 and encodes 969 amino acids. Gene Ontology annotation, biological process: intracellular signal transduction. Gene Ontology annotation, molecular function: transmembrane receptor protein tyrosine kinase adaptor activity. Lineage: Eukaryota; Metazoa; Chordata; Actinopteri; Carangiformes; Carangidae. The transcript is spliced from 9 exons.